AUGGCAGCUUUGGAAACCGACAUAUUGGAUGUGCAAGAAGAGGUAGACACAGAGCGAGAGCUUCGCCGGCUCCGGCGGACGAUGGUGGACCAAUUCCAGUCACUAGGAUCAACACAGAACCGAGAAACGACUUUUCGGCCUCAUCAUGCGCGCAUGAGCCCGAAGGCAGCGAGAGAUCUUACUAUCUCGCACCUGCUCGCCUCGAAUGCGCAUGUCGGCCAUCACAAGUCGCAAACGACGCGCGCCUUCCAGCCUUUGCUCCUCGGUACGCGCAACAAUAUGUCCAUCAUCGAUAUUGAGAAGCACACACUUCCCGCUUUGAAGCGCUGCGCGCAGGUCGUGCGCAAGGUCCUCAGCGCUGACGGUGUUAUCCUCUUCGUUGGCACGGGCAAAAACCAGACUGCAUCCAUCCUGCGCGCCUGCAAGCGAUUAGGCCGCAACGCGUUCCACGUCACGAUGGAGCGCUGGAUCCCCGGCACGCUGACGAACGCACCUAAGCUGCUCGCGCCCGCAAUUUACAAGUCGUUCGAAGAUGCUGAUGCCGAUCUCUCCGGCGCGCCGGACACGACCAAGCUGGCAUCACAGACUUUCCAGCCAGACUUGGUCGUCGUGCUCAACCCGCGGGAGAACGUGCACGCUGUGCGUGAGGCGACAGACCGCAACAUCCCCACGAUCGGCAUCAUCGACACCAACGUCGAUCCGCGGCUUGUGACAUACGCUAUUCCAGGAAACGACGACAGUCUCCGUUUUGUCGACCUCGUCGUCGGCGUCAUCGCUCGUGCCGGCCAGGAAGGCAUCGCCGAGGGCGCCAGGCUCAGGGACGAGGCAGACAAGGCGAGGCGUAGCGAUGAACGUGGGCGCAGGCGCUUGCUGCAGGCAUAA
Molecule: messenger RNA, 882 nt
Organism: Tilletiaria anomala UBC 951
Lineage: Eukaryota; Fungi; Basidiomycota; Exobasidiomycetes; Georgefischeriales; Tilletiariaceae
Product: ribosomal protein S2
Exons: 2
Coding region: 1-882 (293 amino acids)
Biological process (GO): translation
Cellular component (GO): mitochondrial small ribosomal subunit; ribosome
Molecular function (GO): structural constituent of ribosome
Source: RefSeq, a predicted model, not a curated record